AUGGCGAUCACUUCCCGUGGAUCUCCUCGGCUCGGCCAGCGCCUGGCGGAGGGGGGCGCUCAAGAGCCCGGCGCGGUCGCCGGGAGGACCAGUGGGGGAGAAGCCGGAGGAGGAAGUGAUCAGGGGCCCGGUGGGCGCGAGCGGGAGAUGGUGCUGCCGGGGCCGCUGCUCGGGAGUGCACGCCGUGCGAUCCUCGGGUCGGCGCAGUCUGUGCUCUGGGGUUUGAAGUCAAUAAAAGGAAGCUGCCACAAUUUUUGUACUGCUGUUUUCAAAGAUAUCACUUACAAGGAACUUAAAAGUCUCUUGAAUUCCAGACAAAUUACGUUAAUUGAUGUUAGAGAGAGAUGGGAAAUUGUUGAGUAUGGGAAAAUUCCCGGGUCUGUCAAUAUACCAUUGGAUGAGGUAGGUGAAGCUCUACAGAUGAACCCAAAAGACUUCAAAGAGAAGUACAAUGAAGUAAAACCAUCCAAAUCUGACAGCCUAGUGUUUUCUUGUUUAGCCGGAGUGAGAAGCAAGAAGGCUGUGGACACAGCAGUAUCUCUGGGCUUUAACAGUGUUCAACAUUAUGCUGGAGGAUGGAAGGAAUGGGUGACUUAUGAAUUUUCAGAAAAGAAAAAAGGAAAUUGAAUUCUGGAAUACAAGCUGGCUCUUUCCUUUUGUACAUGCAGCACAGGAUAGUAGAAUGAACAAAAUAAUAAUCGAGUCCUGGCAUCACUGGUUAAUGGGAAGGGGAUUUUGUGUAAGUCAAUUCUGUGUUGAAUCUUUUUCUUAACUGUAAACUGUAAAUUGAGAAUGCCUUGCCUAUUUCCUUGAGGAUUGAAAUAAUGUAUGUAACUUGCCAUAGAAAUAGAAGGGUUGGAUUCUAAAAAAAAAAAAAAAAAAAAAGUUUAUUUAUGAGAGAGGGAGAGAAACCAGAGCAUGAGCAGGGGGCGGGGUUGCAGAGAGAGAGGGAGACACAGAAUCAGAAGCAGGCUCCAGGCUCUGAGCUGUCAGCACAGAGCCUGACGUAGGGCUCAAACCCACGAGCUGUGAGAUCAUGACCUGAGCUGAAGUCAGACGCUUAACUGACUGAGCCACCCAGGUGCCCCUGGUAUCCUAGAAAUUAAUUUGUAAAUAGUUUAGUGAACUACUUUAGUUUACUAUAGUACAAUAGUACUCUCAAAGCCCAAGUUACUUGUAGUACUUAAUCAUAAUGUAGGACCAUUUGUGUUAGCAUGGCUUCUAUUCAUUAAAAAGUCUAUGAGCUAGACAGGUUUUUUUUUAUGAUUAUAACAUAUUUUAGUUUGUAAAUUUUCCCAUUUUAGAAAAUUCAUAAAAUUGUCUUAAUAUGAUAUACAAAAUUUCUGAUAGAUAAACCUUUCACUCAUGAUGAAUAGUUACUGAAUAUUGAAUAAUAUAAAGCAGCUAGUAAGCAUUUCUUGAACACCUUUUCUUGGUUGAGACCCUAUGCUAAAUAUUCCAAAUGCUAAAAAGAUAAUAAAAUAGAUGCGAUUCUUCUCUGAAGAUGUUUGAUUUCUAGCAGAGAUCUAUAAAAGUAAAAACAAACAAACAGACUUUGUCUUAAAACACCAAGAAUCUGAGCUCUAGAAAAGUAGGUGAAAUAUGAAUACUGAAAUACAUUAACACCCCCCAAAGACUUACGGCAAUGUUGUAACCAGUAUGGUAGCAAUAUAACUUGCAACUUAAAUUAAUUAAUAUGACCUAUAAAAAUAGAAAUCAUAGCAAUUGCUUCUGUAGAGGGAAGAUUAACUGGAAAAAGCAAGGAGGGAAAUUUCUAGGGUGAUGGAAACGAUUUGUAUCUUGAUUGAAGUGUUGGUACAUAGAGUAAUACAUUUAUCAAAACUCAUUGAACACUUGAAAACAUACAUUUUCUGUAAUUAUAUCUCAAUUAAAAAUAAUGAAAAUAUGAAAAAAAUUUAAAUGUAAAUAACUGUUACUAGCAUGAAUAUAUGCCUUUGGAAUGUCAACUCCUAUGUUUGUUAGUGCACUAGUGGUAAAACAACUUUGUGCUUUCUUCCAUCUGUGCCUCUUCAGACCCAAAUAUGUUCAGUCUCAUUUAUGUAGUCAUUGAGGUCAUGUAAGGCCUAGGAAGCAACUAUAAGGACUUGGUUUGAUAUUAUUAAGCCAUUGGAAAAUCUGGGGUAGGAAUGAUGUGACCACCUCGAACUUCUAUUUCUGAUAAUGUCAGUCUAUUUCUAGCAGGAACUAGAAGAGGUGGAAAAUAAACACACACACAGGCACGUUCCAAUAUUGGUUCAUCCUCUAUAGCUUUCCUUUUCCCUGGAGUAUAGCUCUUCAAAGCCUCACUGCUUUAGUAGUUCCUUCAUGCCUUUAAACAAAUCUUAUUUAUUGAUCUAUAUAAACAAAUAUUACUAGGACAAACAUAUGAAGGUGGGAAGAUUUGAAGAGAGAGAGAAUCUCUCGGGGAGAAGGGAAACUGCGGUUGAACUACUGGGCCCAUCCAGGAAUAAGAACCUGGGUAUAGACCCUGGGUAAAUACACCAGAUGUUUAGUUGGAACCCCUGGGAAACUAUACCUUAGGAGUAAAGGUGAACCAGAAAUUGUCCAACCCUCAUAAAAAUGUAAGACCAGCUUCGAAUCCACUAAACCACUGAAUGAAUUAAGGUGAUCUUAGGAGCCUACCAGAAGUAAAUCCCCUCUUAGAGAAAGACAUCAUUAGCUAGCUAGAGCAAAGGGUUGGCAGUAAUGAAUUUUUUAGGUUUGUGGGCCAUAAGGUCUUUGUUGCAACUAUUCAACUCUGCUACUGUAGCACAAAGCAACCACAGACAACACAUAAAGGAAUGAGUGUGGCUGUAUCCUAACAAAACUAUGGCCACUUGGGCUCAAAUUUUCUAUUUCACGUGUUGCCAAAUAUUCUUCUUUUCAUUAUUUUCAACCAUUUAAAAAUAUGGCAAACAUUCUUAGCUCAACGGCCAGACAAAACUAGAUGGCAGGUGAGAUUUGGCCCAUGAAACAUAGUUUAUAGACCCCUGAGCCAGAGCCAUAAAUAUUCUCUACAUUUCUUUAUAUUCAAUGUUCGGAAUUCUAUAACAUUUAUUAGAAAUGGCAGUAAAUAAUACUCUGGUUUCUCUUCAGAUCACAUAAAUCUUUCGCCUUUUACUAAAGAAAUGGCAGUAAAUAGGACCUCACAAUUGAAAAAUAAAAAAAAUUUAAAACAAAUCUACAUAUAAUUGACAUGUUGGCAUUUUCAGACAGACUUUAUAUUGUUUUCAAUGUUAUUUUUGAGAGAGAGAGAGAGCAGAGGAGAGGCAGACACAGAAUCUGAAGUAGACUCCAGGCUCUGAGCUGUCAGCCCAGGGCCCCACGUGGGGCUCGAACCCAUGAACUGUGAAAUCAUGACCUGAGCCGAAGUCAGAUGCUUAACCGACUGAGCCACCUGGGCACCCCCUGCCCCCAGACUUUAAAAUACCUAUGCUUUGUAUUUUCAAUAACUUAGAUGACAAAAAUUAUUAAUGGAAGUAAUAAGUAGUUGGAAACUACAAAAAAGUAUCAAACAAAUUCUAGAAUUUAAGAAUAACUGAAAUUAAAAACCCAGUAGAUGGGCUUAACAGAUUAGACACAGCUGACGAGGAUUAAUAAAAAUGACAAAAAAAAACAACAUUAAAACAAAGGCAAAGAAAAAGAAGUGUAUUCCUCAUAUCUUGGAUACCUAAACAAAGAUAAAGGACUCAGGGAAGAAUGUCUCCCUAUGAGUGACUUAGGGAGUAAAUGAAUUAUAAAUGAUUCUGGUGACAAAUUAAUAAAAUGUACAAAGUAAAUUGAGCAAAUUACAACGAAGGCAUUACUAACCUUUCAGAAAGCCAAAAAUAUUCUAAAAGAAAUGUAACCAUAGUACACUACAGAACACAUUAUACAUAUAUACUUGAUAUACACUGAGUAUGAAUUUAACAAAAAUUACACAAUUGGGAAGACAAUGGGAGUAGAAGUCUUAAUGUAGAACCAGGUUGGUGAGGAAGUGGAAGCAAGAGAAUAGAGGGAGGUGUGUGAGAAAGUGAAAUCUUCAUUUUCCAUAGGAAAGUUAGGAAGUUAAUAGAUAAUUUUACUAUUGGGAAAAAAAUCAAAAUAAAAAGCUGGAGGGUAAACAUAGGAAGCAGUAAGGUAAUUAAGAACAUGGGGGGGGGGGGGCGUUGGGCAGCUACCCAGGUUUUAAGAAUUAGAACCUGGGGCACCUGGGUGGCUCAGUAGGUUAAGCACCAGACUUUGGCUUAAGUCAUGAUCUCAUGGUUCACAGGUUCGAGCCCCACAUUGGGCUCUCUGCUGUCAGCACAAAGCCCACUUUGGAUCCUCUGCUCCCCACCCCUCUGCCCCUUCCCCAAUUGUGUAUGCUCUCUCUCUCUCAAAAAAAAAAAAGAGAGAGAGAGAGAGAACCUAAUCUGGGGUGCUUGGGUAGCUCAGUUGGUUAAGCAUCCAACUCUUGCUUUCAGCUCGUGAAUUUGAGCCCUGCAUCAGGCUCUGCACUAACAGUGUGGGGGCUACUUGGGAUUCUCUCUCUCUCUCUCUCUCUC
Messenger RNA from Acinonyx jubatus (cheetah), 4526 nucleotides. RefSeq names its product thiosulfate sulfurtransferase like domain containing 3 (gene TSTD3). Gene Ontology annotation, molecular function: thiosulfate-cyanide sulfurtransferase activity. The coding region runs from base 1 to 627 and encodes 208 amino acids. Gene Ontology annotation, cellular component: mitochondrion. The record is from RefSeq and is a predicted model, not a curated record. NCBI's taxonomy places the organism in Eukaryota, Metazoa, Chordata, Mammalia, Carnivora, Felidae. The transcript is spliced from 5 exons.